Molecule: messenger RNA, 3553 nt
Organism: Podarcis raffonei (Aeolian wall lizard)
Lineage: Eukaryota; Metazoa; Chordata; Lepidosauria; Squamata; Lacertidae
Gene: PARP2
Product: poly(ADP-ribose) polymerase 2
Exons: 19
Coding region: 298-2430 (710 amino acids)
Molecular function (GO): NAD+ poly-ADP-ribosyltransferase activity
Source: RefSeq, a predicted model, not a curated record
CCGGUUGAUUGACGGAUUGUCACCAUGUCUUUAGUUUAUAUUACGAUUAGCAAGGUUUGGUCACGCUGGGGGGUCGGCAUCACCACGGUGGCUGAGGAAUCCGAACUUCCCCGGAGCCGGGUUUCUAUCUGCGGGACCACAGUGGGGCGGAAAUGGUGUCUCGAGGGCAUGUGACGAAUGCAUUUCACCGCAGCUGAUUUGAAACAGUCCUCCGGGCCAGAUAAAUGUUGGUGAAGUUCGGUGAUUGUGUGAGGUGUCGACUCAGCCUUCUUUGCAUGCUCUGACGCUGCUGCAGGGAUGAGACGGAAGCGCAAGGCCCCCGAGCGCCAGAACGGGGAGCCCAGCACUGCUGGGGCUGAGCCGGAGCUGCGCUGGGAGUGGGAGACCCCUGGCGACAGGUGGCAGCAGUUCUUGCCUGAGCAGAGCGAGAUCCUGAGCCAGGCAGCCCAAGCCGGGAAGCUCUCUGCGGACAUCGGGGAGUCCUGUGUGGACCUGCGCAAGAUGCUGCAACAGAAUAAACAGACGGGGCUGGAAUCGCGUGUGGCUGCAGCUGUGCGGGAUCAGGAUUCUUAUUUUGUUUGGUGCUGGCAAGGAGACAAAGAAGGCGAGUGGCUUCCUUACCCUGUGGACACCUGCCUGGCCCUGCAGGCAGCCAGGAACGGCCACGGAGAACCCACAGUGGAAGUGAUAGUUGGGCGGACACGCUACAAGCUGGACACAGCCCGCAUGGUGCAGACCAACAGCCGGACCGGGUUUGAACGUCUGAUGGAACGCAGGGAGUCAGAUGCUGCAGAGACUGAGGAUGGAGGAUCCCAGCCAAGCAACAGCCUCUCAGGGACUGAAAGCCCCGUUCCUGCUAAGAAGGCCCGGGGCGGAGGGGAUACCGCAGCAUCUCAAGGAGACGCAGAUAACAAGGAGGCCGUGAGGACGCUGAUAGUGAAGGGGAAAGCACCCGUGGAUCCAGAAUGCUCUGCCAAGCUGGGCAAUGCCCAUGUUUAUUGUGAGGGAGACGACGUUUAUGAUGUGAUGUUGAAUCAGACAAACCUCCAGUUCAACAACAACAAAUACUACCUAAUCCAGUUGUUGGAGGAUGACAGAGCCAGGAACUACAGCGUCUGGAUGCGUUGGGGGCGUGUUGGUAAGCCGGGUCAGCACUCGCUUGUGAGUUGUGCUGGAGAUUUAGCUAAAGCCAAAGAUAUCUUCACCAAAAAGUUUUUGGACAAAACCAAGAAUGAGUGGACCAAGCGUUGCAGCUUCCAGAAGGUUCCGGGCAAAUAUGAUAUUCUCCACCUGGACUAUGAAGCCAAUGAUGCAAAUGAGGAGAAAGCUGCCUCGCAGAAGACAGCCGUGUGCCCCAAGCCUGUGUCACAGCUGGACCCACGAGUUCAGGCCUUGGUGGAGCUGAUUUGUAGCAUCCGCACCAUGGAGGAAAUGGUGGUGGAGAUGAAGUAUGACACCAAGAAGGCUCCUCUAGGCAAGUGGCCAGCUGAACAGAUCAGCGCAGGGUACCAAUCGCUGCAAAAGGUAGAGGCGUGUCUCAAGCGGAAGCAGACUGGCCAUGCCCUGGUGGAGGCCUGCAAUGAAUUCUACACACGGAUUCCCCAUGAUUUCGGACUGAGGACCCCUCCACUGAUCAGCACAGAAGAGGAGCUGCAGGAGAAGGCCCAGCUGCUGGAGGCUCUUGGCGAGAUCCGUGCUGCCAUUAAACUGGUGCGGUCAGAGCAGCUGGACAAGGAGCACCCGCUGGACCGGAACUAUCGCGGCCUCAGCUGUGAGAUUCGACCUUUGGAGAGAGAUAGCCCUGACUUCCCAGUCUUAGAGCGCUACCUGUUGUCCACUCACGCUCCCACGCACCAAGAUUACACCAUGACGCUGCUGGAGGCCUUUGUGCUGAACAAGGAGGGCUCCGAUCCAGACUCGACCUUCCGCUCUGACCUCCCCAACCGGACACUGCUGUGGCACGGAUCGCGCCUGGGCAACUGGGCAGGGAUAUUGAGUCACGGGUUGCGGGUGGCCCCCCCGGAAGCCCCCGUCACUGGCUACAUGUUUGGGAAAGGGAUCUACUUUGCCGACAUGUCCUCCAAGAGUGCCAACUACUGCUUUGCCACCCGCGAGAAAGACGUCGGCCUGUUGUUGCUGUCGGAGGUAGCUCUGGGCGAAUGCAACGAACUGUUGGAGGCAAACCCCGAAGCGGAGAAACUGCUGACCAGCAAACAUUGCACCAAAGGGCUUGGCAAGAUGGCGCCGUCCCCGGCCAACAGCACGACACUCCAUGGGGCUCUGGUCCCCCUGGGUCCUGCUGCAGAAACCGGGGUGGUGAACCCCAACGGCUACACCCUGAACUACAACGAGUUCAUUGUCUACGACCCACGGCAGGUGCGCAUGAAGUACCUCCUCAAGGUGCGCUUCAAUUUCACCCAGCUCUGGUGAAGUUCAGCAGGCGACGCAGAAGAGGAUGGCAACAGAAAAACCACAGGCCUCAUUUUUUCCAAGCUGACGUCUCAAGUGCCUUCAAGCUGAGAGACUUGAGAACUUGACCUCCUUCCAUAGAAUUUUAUUCCUAGAGUGCAGUUGAUUAAAACUUGAUUUAAUACACUGGCCUUGUUAAGGGAGUUGACAAAGGCACCCCUUUUGUAGUAAGCAGGCUAUGUUGUUGUGUCAGGAAAACUGUGGAACAACUAAGGCCUUGGAGCAGCAGUGGACUGUAGGCCUGCAAAGCCUUUCUCAAGUCGUUUCAAAAGCCCUUCCCACCCUUGGGUUUAAGGUGCGUCACCCGUUUCCUCACCCUUCUAAGCCCACAACUGCUGUUUCUGCAGAUCGGUCAGUAGUAACACGCCUCUUCUGAUGCUUGCCAAGUGCUCUGGAAUCACCUUAAAGCAAGACAAGGAGAGGGUGAAGGAAGGUGAUGCCUCAAGGCCCUUGAAACAGUGGAUUGCAAAGGCACAGGUGCCUCCUUUGCUGAGUGUCAGGGGGGUACAGGACUCCCCUUCUUGCUAUAUGUCCAUUCCCCCUUCUUCAAUAGUGAAGAAAGGUGUGAGAGACUGGUUGUGGAGUGGUGGUCUCAGUCUCUACUGGCAUGUUCUCUUCCUCCUCCCAGGAAGGCAUGCAAUGAAAGAAUGGGGGCCUCUUGUCUCAGAAAGCUUCCCUAUUCCAUGCCUUAAAGCAGAGUUUCAGCCCAGGAGGUCUCUCUUAUCACCCAAAAGGCAAUUUUGGUCACACAAACGCUUUUAUCAACUGCAUAGGAUGUCACAGGGGGACAAGUAAAAAAAAAAAACCUGGCCAAGCCAAAAGGAGCUUCUGAAGUCUUGCCACAAAGCACAGGGACUUUCAAAGAUGCCCCUCUGCUGCGCCUUGAAGGCCCAAUAUCCGGGCUUCAAAGCGCAGCGCCAGCCCUCGUUGCCAUUUCUCAGCCCUGCUGCUCCUCACUGUUUACUAAGUACAGGUUCUUUAGCACAGAGGAACACAAAAAUGGUUGACAUUGCUCCAUUUUAUUUCUUAAUUGACUUGUAAAAUAAGGGAAGGCGCAUUAGCAAAAUAAAAACACUAUACAGAA